UAUCUCAAAAUAAUGAUACAAAAAUACAAUUUGCCAAUAAUACUACCUUACCAAUAUUACAAAAUAACGUAUACAGUACUAAAAAUAAUUUUUUAAUAUCAAAUUUAAAUCGACCACAAUCAAACUCGAUGUUAAAUUAUUCAAAUAUCACCUCUCAGACGAUAAAUUUACUUUCAAUGCCUAUGGUAUUAUCAAACAACGUGAAUAAUCUUCAAAGUCAAAAUUUAAAUGCCACAUUUAAAAGUAUUACCAAUCCAACACUAAAUAUUUUGAAUCCUAUCAAGAUAGAAAAUAAUAUAAACGUUAACCUAUCUUCUAACUCAACUUUAAAUGCUAAUUCUGUAGCUGCAACUUACUCCACCAAUAUAACUCCUGAUAUGGCAAAAAAGAAAUGCAAAAAUUUUUUAUCAACCCUCCUUAAGUUGGCUUUUCACCAACCCUUGGAAGUAGCUCUAAGUGUUAAAAGCUUGAUUCAAGGAUUAGUGGAUAAUAAUGUAACACCAGAAGAAUUCACUAAACAAUUGCAGAAUGAACUUAAUUCAUCACCACAACCUUGUUUAAUUCCAUUUUUAAAGAAAAGUCUCCCAUAUUUACAAAUAUCACUCUGCCAAGGCGAAAUAACUAUUGAUGGAAUCAAGCCACCAUCACUUCAAGCUAUAUUGAUGAAACAAAACAAUAUGGAACAGAUUCAAUCCCUGAUAACCGCUAUUAACACUUCCUUCAACAAGCCAAUUACUUCAUCGGGGCCAGCCCCCCAAACCACACUGCAUCCAAAUUACCCUCUCUCGUCCAUUCCCAACACUCCUUCACUUGCUUUUCCCGCCAAUUCUUCCAUCACCGAUUUCAACGGGCAAUUACAACAACUGCAACUCCUGCAACGCAAUUUAUCCCUCAUGGGAAAAUUAAACACGAAUAUAAAUGCCAAUACCGUUGUCAAUCAAAAUCAAAUUUUAUCGAGCCCUGCUGUAUUAAAGCCUAUACAAUUGCCGGCCAUUACCAACGUCACCCAAAACCUGGGAAUGAAUAGCAUCUUAAGAAACCAAAGCUCAUUCAGUUUGCCUUACAUUUCGAAUGCCAAUCAUACCACCACUAAUACUUUAAACAUUUUGAGCCAUCCAAAUAUUAUGGCUGGCCGGGUCAAGAGCGAAAUAGCAGAACCCUCUUCUCCCACUAGAGAUGAGGACGAUAUUAACGAUGUGACAGCAAUGGGGGGUAUAAACAUCAGUGAGGAAAAACAGAGAAUUUUGGCGGGUUCUUCCGAUUUCAUUGGGUUUCAGAUCAGAUCUUGUGCCGAUCAAACUUUUCUCAAUUUACCUCUCCUGUCAAAUAGGAUAGAUUCUUUGGUUCGCUCAAAAGGUUUGGCCUCCUUCGAGCCGGACGUGGCUAGGAUUGUAUCCCACGCGAUAGAGAAUAGAUUUAAGAUGAUAUUGUCCAAGCUUUCUAUCAUAGCUGAUCACAGGAAGGAUAUUUAUAAAAUGGAUAAUAGAUACGAGACAGUGUCAGACGUUAAAGCUCAAUUCAAAUUUCUGGAGGAAAUAGAUCACUUAGAAAAAAAACGCAAGGACGAACAAGAGAAAGAAAUUUUGUUCCGUUUAGCUAAACGUGCCAAGCAUGAAGACCCCGAACAAUUGAAAUUGAAACAAAAGGUCAAGGAGAUGCAAAUCGCUCAAAUGGAAGAAACUAGGCAGAUGGAGGCAAAUUUAACUGCUUUAGCUGCCAUAGGCCCACGGAAGAAGAAAAUUCUAACCAACUCUGUUCUCAACAAUUCAGAUGACGGUACAUCUAAUUUCAACGAUAUCAAAGGGUUAAGCCAUGGAACCGGAACUUUAAAUACAUCAAGCAAUUUAAAAAAUAGAAAUAAGCGAGUAACUUUGAAAGAUUUUAUCUUAUACCUCGAACAAGAAAAGGAUACAUGCAGAUCUACCCUCCUUUACAAAUGUUAUUUGCGUUAAUUUAUUUUGAAUUUUGACCAAUAUUAUAUAAGAUGUAUUAUUUUUUUAUCUUUAGUAAUUAAUAUAUGGAUUUAACACUGUUAUAUA
Molecule: messenger RNA, 2039 nt
Organism: Gordionus sp. m RMFG-2023
Lineage: Eukaryota; Metazoa; Nematomorpha; Gordioida; Chordodea; Parachordodidae
Product: transcription initiation factor TFIID subunit 4-like
Exons: 12
Coding region: 129-1952 (607 amino acids)
Biological process (GO): DNA-templated transcription; transcription initiation at RNA polymerase II promoter
Cellular component (GO): transcription factor TFIID complex
Molecular function (GO): protein heterodimerization activity; RNA polymerase II general transcription initiation factor activity; DNA binding
Source: RefSeq, a predicted model, not a curated record